Salmo salar (Atlantic salmon) is the source of this 3374-nucleotide messenger RNA. The record is from RefSeq and is a predicted model, not a curated record. Lineage: Eukaryota; Metazoa; Chordata; Actinopteri; Salmoniformes; Salmonidae.
GCAGACCUCUCGAGAGGCGCUGUUGUCAUGACGACACCACACAACUCACCGGAAGCAGAGUAAAGGGGAGGCGCAGUCCUCUCGAGAGGCGCUGUUGUCAUGACGACACCACACAACUCACCGGAAGAAAAUGCGUUGCUCCGUCAGUGCUUUACCGGAUCAUUUUCAUUUUCAACUUCAGUUGGGUAGAAAUAUCCCAAAAUCCAAAUUAGCAAGGAUCAUAUGUCAAGGACGGGAUUAGGGUUUGGUUAAUUAAUUUCUGACGUGAAAGCAGGAUGCCAGUCUACAUCAGAAAAGGGCCUGCAGAUAUCCCCGAGCCAUCCGACAGCAGCCAGGGUGAUGAGGAGCAGGAGUUGUUCCUGAGUGACCCGGACCAACUCCAGGACCAGCUGCCCCAGCCGUUCAGAAUGAUAGACAAGGUCCUGGACAGACUGCUAGACAGGGCAUGGGACUUCAUCUCACAGAGAGAAACUGCCAGGCUCACAGAGCAAGCUAAUAAAGCUAUACCCAUUAUGCAGGUCUCAGGGGACGUAAAGCUCCCUGUGAGGACCAACUGCUUGGCCUGCCCUGAGGAUGGCAGGUACAUCUUCCUGGGUCACCCCCACGGCCUGUCUGUUAUGGCUCAGCCCCAGGGUAUCAUCACCGCCUCCUCUUCCUCUCCCUACUGUGUGCCAGUAUGGCAGGAGGACCAGGUAGAGAUCACCUCUCUUCACAUCACCUGUCUGGGGGAGAUGGCCUACCUGCUGGCAUCCCUGGAUGAUAUGGGUGUUGCCAGACUCUUUGCUUAUUACUCAGAAACCAGCCACCUGAUAAAAGUCAUGAAUGAAACGAAAAUGUGGACCAAUACGCAGCAGGAUGACCUCAACCAGAGAAGUGUCUGUGUGAAGUUUGAACUGUCCAGAGGGGGAGACUACGGAGCUGCUACCAUCAGCUAUAAUGGUUGUCAGUGUUUAGAGGUGUACAGGUUCCCUAAAGACUCCUGGCUGAAAGAGCUGUCCCAGCAUACACCUGGAGUAGGAGAUACAGGCAAACUGUCUCCUGUCACCAUGCUGAUGAAGAUCAAACCACCUAAACCCCACACAGGCUCCACCAUGAAGAGUCCAUUUGAGGUGUUGCAGAAGACCGAGGACGGCAAUGUGAUUGGCUCAGGACAGAACCACCUGAUCAGCAGUCGCCAAUGGGAGGACCAGGACGCUGUGUUUAAGUCUGUAUACAGGAAGUACAUGGUUAAUAACACCAGCAACACUACAGACCCAGAGGACAGACCCAGCUGUGUGACCAGUCACUUCCUGCUUCCUGGAGGUCUGUCUUCUGUCCUGGGAGGAGUUAAGCCUCAGACAGGAGGAGUGGCUGUAGCUGUGUGUCUGUGGUGGAGCGGCAGCCACAAUCUGCUGCAGUACUUACUGUGUAAAGCUCCCAAAGACAAAGCAGAGCCGGAGCCCAAGCCUGAUGCAUUGUGGCCUAAUGCCCAGGAGAUCCUGUGUUCUGCUGUUAGCAGCUGUACUAGACACAUAACUCUGGGACUGGUUACUGGACUGGUCACUGUCUGGGACAGACACUUAGGUCUUCCUCUGUCUGUUGUCUCAGUGGAAGCAGACAGUGUGUUCAGCAGCAUAAUAUUUGUGGAUUACUGGCCUAGUACGGCUACUGAGGAUGCCCUACACAGCCAGGGUCCGAACCACACCAGCACACAGGUCCAUCUACUGGUCACCUGUAAGAGUGGAGCAUGUCAUCUAGUCUACGCAGGAAGAGGACUGGACUCUCAUGAUGUCACACAACUAUCAGAAAGACCAUCAGAUCCUGGCUGUUUCCCCGUGGUGACUGCUACUGUUCCGUUCCUCCGGCGCCUGGCUCUGAUCAUGCAGAGGAAUGGGAAGAUCUUCCUCCAAGACAUGGUAGAUAGGAGAGUAGUGUGCUGCUUCUCCCUCCCAGACACUCAUCUCCUGGCCAGUCCCUGGAAUCCUGUGUUUCUACUGGACCCCACGCAGCAGUCUCUGCUCAUAACAGGUGAUCAGCGUCCCGGUCGUGACAGUGGGGAGGACGGAGGGAGUCGACUCUUUGUGUUCCGUUUCCAAGAUGCUGCUGUUGUCAAGCCGUACGGACACGGAGAUGACGGCAGAGCAUCAUCACACCAGGGCCAAUCAGGGACAGGCGCCUCGAACUUGGAGGAAACAUGCAACCUCUAUUUCCGACCAAGGAUUGAAUCUGUGGAGGAGAGAAACAAAGUCAUGACUGAGAUAUGGAACCAGCUCCAAGAGCAUGCCGCCUUGGUGCUCUUACAGAACCGACAACAAGCUGGUACCAUCUUACAGAACCAACAACAAGCUGGUACCAUCUUACAGAACCAACAACACCCUGGUACCAUCUUACAUGAAACCUAGAGGAUAUAUUGAUUGAAUACUAAAUCUCCCUCAGCGCAACCUGCGUUCUUCCAGGUUGGCAUCUUGACUUUUAGGAAAAGCGGUAAUGGAAGGUUUUACAGUAUUAGGUUUGAUGUUAGCAUAUGUUACAGGCAAUAAUGUAUGGUUUCUUCCAUCUGCUUUCUUAGAUCCACUGAAGAAUGGACCCUGCUUUGAUAGGGCUUUGAAUACAAUGGGAGAUUAAGACUAAAUUGUAAAUACACUGUCACAACCAAGUGUCUCGCACCAAACAAACGUUCCUUAUAUCGACAGGGGGUUUUCACGCCCUGGCCAUAGAGAGGGGUUUUAUUCUCUAUUUUGGUUAGGCCAGGGUGUGACUAGGGUGGGCAUUCUAUGUCAUUUUUUCUAUGUUUUGUAUUUCUUUGUUUUGGCCUGGUAUGGCUCUCAAUCAGGGACAGCUGUAUAUCGUUGUCUCUGAUUGGGAGCCAUACUUAGGCAGCCGGUUUUCCUUUGGGUUUUGUGGGUAGUUAAGUUCUGUUUAGAGUUGAUGUUCCUGACAGAACUGUUUGGCUUGUCGUUCUUGUUCUUGUUUUGUUUAAAGUGUUGUAAUAAAAUACAUGAUGAGCACUCAACACGCUGCGCCUUGGUCUACUCAACAGCCGUUACAGGUGUUCUGUCUUAGCCCAAGGUCUACAUCCUUCUGAGGUAUCAUGCCUCUGAAGUCUCCAAUACGACUAUUUAUUUAUGACCAAACCUAACCCUGUCUUCGCCCCUUAUCGAAAGGUAAUGCCACAAUCUGCUCUGUGUCCAAGGGAGAAAAAAACGGAUUUUUCACUUUAUCCUUCUACUCUUCUCACAUUCACUUCGCUAUGGAACGUCAUUUUUCUCUGACAACCAUGUUUGUCACGUCCUGACCAGUAAAAGGGGUUAUUUGUCAUUGUAGUUUGGUCAGGGCGUGGCAGGGGCGUGUUUGUUUUGUGUGUUUCGGUGUUUUUUGGUUUAGGUUCUAUGUUU